This is a messenger RNA of Misgurnus anguillicaudatus (oriental weatherfish), 6281 nucleotides long. It is a transcript of the gene foxp1b, whose product is annotated as forkhead box P1b. Gene Ontology annotation, cellular component: nucleus. The record is from RefSeq and is a predicted model, not a curated record. Gene Ontology annotation, biological process: regulation of transcription by RNA polymerase II. NCBI's taxonomy places the organism in Eukaryota, Metazoa, Chordata, Actinopteri, Cypriniformes, Cobitidae. Gene Ontology annotation, molecular function: DNA-binding transcription repressor activity, RNA polymerase II-specific; RNA polymerase II cis-regulatory region sequence-specific DNA binding.
CUAAUCAAACUCGCAUGUCUUUGACUUUCCUAACACACGCGCAUUUUUGUUUUGCUGCGCGAGAUCCGCAAUGAAUGUUGUUUACCCAAGCAGGUGGAUGUGACGUCACGGACUCAGAACAUCAAAAAAUAACAACAUCCAAAUCCGCGAUUCUCUCUCUUUUUCGUGCGCGUGCAAGGAGCGAUAAAGUGUAAUAACAUCAGUAGCAGCUCGCGCUCGUGAUCGGCGGAGAAAGGUGACGUGAAACGGACUGGAAACGGCUUCCACGCGGACUGUUUGCAGUUGAAGUUGUAAUUGUUAGUUAUUUACAGUGCACGCGCUCGUGGUACACAAGAUCGCGUGAAGAGCUGAACUAUUUUCGCGCACAAAUUACGCGUUGCCGCGUCUCUAUCAAACCCCGACUUCUCAGAGAAGUUAAGGGGAUUUAAGCAGACAGACUGCGAUCGUCACAGCAGCUGAACCUCAACCUGAGACGAUUGAACUUGCUGCGCCACAACCUAUGGUUACGCCUCUUCCUUCCAUUUUCUGAAUUCUGAUUGGAAGAAUGGAAUGUCAAUCUUAUUAAAGCAAGUGACUGCGGGAGGAGAGCUGAGUGGUCCAGGCCUGCGGAUGCUGAGGAUUCAGGACGGGUGUGUUGAAACAAAGAACGACCAGCGAGACAGGAAGGAGAAACAGAUACGCCGUUUUCUCAGCAGAACAGCAGGAGAAAAGGUGUUGAAAUAUUGGUGAGCCUACGCAUGCAUCCUGGGCAGGGAGGUUAAACAACGCUGGAACUGAAGACGGCCUCAAUAAUCAAGUCCUUGGAGAAGGUAUAUAUCAGUAGGGCAUAAGGGUUGGUGUGUUUCAAGAGCAGAUUAGUGCAGCCACAGGUUUGCGUCCCUUCUCUCUCGGCUCCCUCAUACACGAGACUUCAACCGCUAUCUGACCAAUCACACGCUUGUAUUCACCUCUAUGGUUGGUUUUUAAGUCAUGAUGCAAGAGUCAGGGACAGAGGCGGCAAGCAACGGAACGGCCAAUCAGAACGGCAUCCCCCCAGGUGUGGACGGACACAGAGAAGUUCGAUCCAAAAGUGCCACACCUUCUUCUGACAUCACAGCAUCCGAUAUUUUGAACUUCCAGCAACAGCAGGCCUUACAAGUUGCUCGGCAGAUCCUUCUCCGACAACAACAACAGCAGAGCGGCGCCCACAAGUCCCCCAAAAACAAUGAAACACAGCCUGCACCACAGGUCCCAGUUUCUGUUGCUAUGAUGACACCACAGGUCAUAACUCCUCAACAGAUGCAGCAGAUCCUCCAACACCAAGUUUUGAGCCCCCAGCAGCUCCAACUGUUACUGCAGCAACAACAAGCACUGAUGUUACAGCAGCAGCAGCUUCAGGAGUUCUACAAGAAACAGCAAGAACAACUCCACCUUCAGCUCAUCCAGCAGCAGCAUGGCACCAAGGCGCAGAGCAAAGAGCGUGCCCUCAACAUUGCUCCACCCUCCCUCCUUACUGAAAAGACCCGGAUUGCUGGUCUUUACCAUACAGUUUGUUGGCCUUCAGAUGCUGGUCCCCAUCAUGCAGAACUGGUGUCUGCGCAGCAGCUGGCAUUCCAGCAGCAGCUCCUUCAGGUUCAGCAGCUGCAGCAGCAGCAUCUUCUGAAUCUGCAAAGACAAGGCCUGCUGUCUAUCCAACCAAACCAGACUCUGCCCCUGCACUCCCUCACUCAGGGCAUGAUUCCAGCUGAACUACAGCAGCUGUGGAAGGAGGUAACAAACAGCCAUGUGAAGGAGGAGAACAGCGCAACAAAUAACGGGCACCGGGGUCUGGACCUGUCGUCACCUUCUCCCGCCCCUCCUAAAACCCACAACCAGCACGUAUCCACCAACGGGCAGUACAUCAGCCAUGCACCCAAGAGAGAGAGUUCAACGUUGGAUGAUCAUUCGUCCCACAGUCAUCCUCUCUACGGUCACGGCGUCUGCAAAUGGCCAGGAUGUGAAGCCGUGUUUGACGAUUAUCAGAUGUUUCUGAAACAUCUGAAUAAUGAACAUGCUCUGGAUGACAGGAGCACAGCGCAGUGUCGGGUACAGAUGCAAGUAGUUCAGCAGCUGGAACUGCAGUUAGCAAAAGACAAAGAGCGUCUCCAAGCCAUGAUGACACAUCUGCACGUAAAGUCUACAGAGCCCAAAUCCACCCCACAGCCACUGAACCUGGUGUCCAACGUUACCCUGUCCAAGACGGCUCCCGAAGCCUCUCCGCCCCUCAGCCUACCCCGGACGCCCACCACCCCGACGGCACCCCUUACACCGCUCUCACAAACCCACUCCGUUAUCACUCCCACCAGCCUGCACAAUGUGGGACCCAUGCGCAGACGCUACUCUGACAAGUACAACAUGCCCAUAUCUCCGGAUAUUGUCCAGAACAAAGAAUUCUAUAUGAACGCUGAAGUACGACCUCCUUUCACGUACGCUUCAUUAAUACGACAGGCAAUACUAGAGUCGCCAGAUAGACAGCUAACACUAAACGAGAUCUACAAUUGGUUCACGCGAAUGUUUGCAUAUUUUAGACGCAAUGCAGCGACGUGGAAGAACGCAGUGCGGCAUAACCUUAGUCUUCACAAGUGUUUUGUGCGGGUAGAGAACGUUAAAGGGGCGGUAUGGACCGUCGACGAACUAGAGUUCCAAAAGAGAAGGCCGCAAAAGAUCAGCGGAACUCCAGCUCUUGUUAAGAACAUCCAUACCACUUUGGGAUAUGGUCCCGCCCUUUCUGCAGCUUUCCAGGCUUCGAUGGCAGAGAACAACAUACCUCUAUACACUACCGCUUCCAUCGGAAGUCCCACUCUUAACUCGCUUGCCAGCGUCAUCCGAGAGGAAAUGAAUGGGGCCAUGGACCACGGGAACAGCAACGGUAGUGACAGCAGCCCUGGACGCUCGCCCCUGCCAACUAUGCAUCAUAUCAGCGUUAAAGAAGAGCCACUGGACCCGGAGGAACACGAAGGUCCCCUUUCCCUCGUGACGACAGCCAAUCACAGUCCAGACUUUGAUCACCACAGAGAUUACGAGGACGACCACGGGCACGAGGACAUGCUGUAAGCCUGGUUUCUCCCGACGAGGCCAAACUAACUGCGGUCACCUGCGAGAUAUAGCAAGCCCAAGACUGAAUUCACAGUACUCUUGUUGACAGCUAUUCAAAUGUUACUCUUAGUGCCAUUUAAAUACGUGAUAAGAAAAAUCGAAUCCGUUUGGAAGUAUUUUUGAUUUGUUUCUACUUUUCGGUUAAGAGACUCAAGAGCGUAAAUUUCUACUCGUCACUCGAUGAAGAGACGUUUGGUACUGGGGGCCUGCUUCUACUUCCUUUUGGCAUAGUGUCACCGAGACCAGAGCGGACAUUGAAACGCAGCUGAGAAAGACUGGCUCAUCGCCCUCUGAGUCUUAAUAAACACUGAUCAGAACUGUAAAGCACACACACACACAAAUCAAUAGCGCUUGGAGCGUGCCACUCACAUGGUGUGCGUGUAUGUAUGUGACUUUAAAUCAUUGCCUUCUUUAGACCUUCUUAAAGAGAUAGUUCACCCAAAAAUGAAAAUCAUUCACCCUCUUCUUGUUUCAAAUUUGUUACUUUUGAAAUUGUUUAAUAAAAAUCCCGACAUAUCCUUGGCUUAUUGCUGCGUUCACACCAGGCGCAGUAGAGGCGUCAAGCGCGAGUGAUUUCAAUGUUAAGUCAAUGUGAAGAUGCGUUGAUGCACGUCUGGAGGUCUUGCGGCGCAAAUGAGAGCAUUUAGCGCGGUAGACGCGAUUCCACCUCAUUCGUGCGUCUAGUUCACGCGAAUUAAGCGUUGCCGCGGGAAAUGCGCGAGUUGAAAAAUUUUAACUUUGGCGGAAAAACGCACAAUCAGGACCUUGCUCUAGUAGUUGCGUGAUUACAGGAAGCGAGAAGCCCCUCCCAUGAUGCGAAUUUCCGCGUGAAUGUCGCGAUGACUAGAAUUUCACGCGUGAAUGAAGCGAGUAAACUCUAAAUGUUAAAGCGGGUUUGACACCUCAAACGCGACUGGUGUGAACCCACAAGAGAAGUUCGCGAUUUAUAAUUAGAAUUGUUUAAUAAAACUGAUAUGGGUUUUGAAUGCAAGAGGGUGCGCAAAAUUUCAUUUUUGGAUAAACUCUUUCUUUAAGUUUGUUUCCGUCACAGCUGGAAAAUGUCUUGAGGGUUCCUGAGCAAAUAAUUUAAACAUAGUGUCCUUUCAUUACUCUGUGCUGUUAGCUAUAUAUCCUUUUUUUUUUUGGGUUUGUUUGUUUUGGUAACUGAUCAGACCUCAUGAAUAAUAAUGUGGAGUUAUGGUGUGCUUAGCACUGGAUGAAUGUGUCAGGCUUCUUUCGUCAUGCUAUCUUUUCCUUGAAAAUUGAAACGGAAUGUCGCAUUACCGUGUAGUAUUUUUCUGUCAUUUGUUCCCAGCGGAUCGCCACUCCGCAGUCACAUCGCCCUUGCGUGCGAACACACACUUUCUCAUUCAUGACGAUUCUCUGCAAAUGCACUAUUCGUAAUGAAGGCUCUCUCUCUCUCCACGCACCGAUGAAGUUUAAUUUUCCUAUGGAAUGAAUGACAGAGAAAUCAACGCAGGUUUAUCAUAAAAAAAUUAUAAUUUCAAAAAUCCCCCUUCGUGGUGAUGCAUGUUAGCGUCAACCGAAUUGCAAGCAUCUAUAUUAAAAAAAGAAAGCAUCAUUGAUAAUUGUUAGUCAUCAAGCUAUUUGUGAUUUUGUUGGCGUAAACUGUCUUUGCAUUCCCUUUAGUUUUUUUUUACCACAUCACGACUGGUUCGUCCUCUCUGUUAUUAGGCAUUAUUAAUAAUUACACACAAGAUAAAAUGUUAAAGGGAUUAUUUACAGCCACGACCGCUGAGCAUUACAACAUAAGGGCAGCCCACUAUAACCGUUCACUUCAUGUUGUUUCCGACUGGAUGUUCUUGAAACUUGGGAACAACUCGGAAUUGCUGCCUGCUAGUUUAGAGACAGGCAAAAUUUUUGGACUGCGCAGAGAUUAGAAAAGUAUAGAUUAGACUUUUUUUUAAGAUUGCAACCAACCACUUUUUUGUUCUUAUUUAUUACUUCCAGUGUUUAUUGUCUUUUUAUUUUUACUUUGUCUGUGACUACCAAAGAUACUACAAGUUGAUAUAUUCUGUGUUCAUGCAAUAGUUUAACAUAAAGGCCAAAUAUCUUUAGUAUUCCCCACACUGGCUAAAUGCAAAAAGAUGUUUCAAACUGUAUUAUAGUGAAUGAAUCGGUGAAAAAAGCCAAAGGGGUGUUCGACGGGCAGCUGUCUUUGCCCAUGACCAAAAUAGGAGAGACCAACAGACGACCAAAUCAAAGCAAUGUUGUCUUUGGGCCAAUGAAAAGGAAAAAGGGAGUGUUCUAUCUGAAAAUGAUGAUGAUGGUUAUGAAGAAAGAGUUUAGGACUGUGUUCACGGGAUAUUUAAAUCCAGAAAGGGGAAAGCAUUUGCAUAACACAAUGUGAACAGAUUUCAAACUGGACCACACAAUAAUAGACACAUGUUGUUGUUUUUAUGUUGCCAUUUAAGAUUGUAUGCCACUUAUCUUGUAAAUCCACAACGGGAUGUCCUUUGUUAUCCUUGGCAAUGCUCUAUGAUUGUGAUUUAGUGUCUGUCAACUUAUUACUUUUUUAUAUUAAAAAACACUCCUGUCAACCAAUAAGCUGGGUACAAGGUACUUUAAUGGUAGUUAAUACUACAUGUAAAUUUAUCCAAUCGUUUUUCUUACUGAUGAAAAGGGCAAUCUGUGGUUCACCCAAAUGCAUCAAACAUGCCUGCAAAGGACAGUGGGAUACGAUUCAAGCUUGGAUGGAUUGCCGUCUCUGAUUGGUUAAUUGUUAUUCUUGAGCAGGACGACGAGACCACUCACCGCAUGUGUAGCUCGGCAUUACUGAAGAAAUACAGCAUGAGAAACUGUUAGUACGCAUACCUCAGUUCAAUCCUUAUAGGGAAUGAGUAAAUAAAUAAUAUAACAUUUCACUCAGUUGCACUUAGUUGUACGUCUUGCAUGUUUAGUCUAAAACUGUAGCAAACUAUUUUAAGAAAAAGAUUUUUAAAAAUAUAUAAAAAUCAGAGCUUGGUAAUCAUUGGGGGGUCUCUUUGUGUGUGUGUUUUUUUUUUAAGCAAAUCCAAACCUCAGGAUUUUUUAUUGUUGAAAACUCCACUUAGCUUGCUUCAAUGUUCAUUUUUUUUACUUCCUCUCCGGUAAACUGCUUCCAAGACUGCUGUUUUUAGCUUUUGUUAAAGUAUAGGUUGUACAUA